UCCUAGCCGUUAAUGUGUUGGUUUAUUUUGUGCGACAAAUUUAUGAUUUUUAUGAAACUUUGUAAUAUUUAAAGAUUUUAUUAAUAACUUGUGAUGAAACACUAGAUUCCGGUCCUUAUUCUUGCAAGGUUAAUUUGGAAUAAUGGGAAGUAAUUUUAGCAAAUCCAACGAAACAGCUGAACAAGCACAAAAAAUCACCGAAAAGGACAUUGGCGGCAACCCCGAUCCUCGGUCGCCGACUCCGGAAAUAACUAGGACGCCACUUCAGGGUAAGAAUGGUAGUAAACACAAUAUCACUAAAAAUGUUGACCUCCGCAAAACAUUUGAAAACGGAAAAUCUGAAGAAAAGCUUAUACACAACAAUCCAAUCUUGUCUGCUGUUAUAAAAAAUCAUUUUCAAUAUUACGAUCCACGUUCCCCAACACAAGAUUUUGAGAGAACUCCUAUAGUUUUGUCUAUAAAUGAUGAUCUUUGCAAACGGCAAGAAAUUGAAGAUCAUUGUGGAAGCCCAUGUUUAAAUAAUGAUACAAUCGAAAAAUCCGAAUAUAACAAGACAUUGAUUGAUGAUGAGAUUAGCCCAGAAUUAAUCAUUCCCAAGAAUUUAUGUAACGGUUUUUAUGACAUGACAAUAAAUGAGAGUCUAAAAGUAGAGGAGCCUCUGGGUUCCUCAACGGCAUCCAAUGAAGCUAUAGAAGAGAACAUAGAAUCUCCUAGUCACAAACCUAGUGCAUUAUUAGAAACCAAUUUUGAUUAUGUGGACGCUAGUGAUAACCCACAACUAUUUGUAGAAGAAUUGCCAGAAUUACCUAAAGUUCCCCCACCAGAUGUUAAGAACAUACCACUAUUUAGAAUCUUGAAUGAGGACCCGAGAUCACCAUCUGUAGACAUAGAGAGAACCCCAAUAAUUGUACCAAAAACAGAGGCAAAUGAAAGUGAAGAAAAUGUGGAGCAAAUGUCUGAUGAUUCCCUCAUCAAAGCAUUACAAAAUACUAACACAGAACUGAGACAAAAUGUAGCAGAAAAGAAAGAUGGAAUCCUUAUAUAUGAGGAUGAGGCUGUGCCCUGUGACACUCCUAAGAAAUCCAAUUUAAUCAACAAUGGCUCACGAACCCCAUUGUCCUGCAUGAAGAACAAGACUGAAGCUGCACAGGCUAAAACAAAAUCUUCAAAAGAUUCUAAUACAUUGCCUAAAAAAGUAUCUCACAUUCCGAGAUUAAAGUCUUUGAACAAUCCAACCAAAAUGUAUCAGAAUGGUAGUACACUUUCGCUCAGAGCGAUUAGCAAGCCUGCAGUUGCAGGUGAUUGUGAAAAUACCCCACCCAACUCACACCGCGGUAGAUGGGACAAAGAAAGCAGUGUAGUACUAUAGUAAUUAUGUUGGCACACACCUAAAAUCACUAAACAUUCAACAACAACUCAAUAGAAUAACAUCUUCAAUAUUUUAUUCAACAUACAGCAGAAAAAUGGCUUCAUUCAAAGAGAUUUAAUGUCCACCUAGGAGUUCCUUAGGGUGAAGCCAAACAAGCGUAAUUUGUGAGUUGUGAGUCGCAGAAU
This is a messenger RNA of Aricia agestis (brown argus), 1554 nucleotides long. RefSeq lists its product as uncharacterized. NCBI's taxonomy places the organism in Eukaryota, Metazoa, Arthropoda, Insecta, Lepidoptera, Lycaenidae. The coding region runs from base 143 to 1369 and encodes 408 amino acids. The transcript is spliced from 2 exons. The record is from RefSeq and is a predicted model, not a curated record.